ACAGCUGUUUUUGCGGAUUAGAAACAAAAGUCGGUGAAGAACAGGAUGAUGUUAUUUCUCAAAAAUGUAAGACUAGCUCAGUCAAAAGUCAAUGUUUGACAUUAUUGUAUAACGAGAUUGAAAUAUUGUGGCACGCUGUAAAUAAGUAUAGUUUCAGAAGAAGUCAAAAUUACAGUUUUAUGCAUUUAAAACUAAAAACGGUAUCGAAAUUUAUAAAGGAGUAAACAGCAUAAUGGGUAUACAAGGAUUAAUGUCAUACAUCACUAAUCAAAACAAGUUCCUACGACACCAUGAUUUACAUGAUACCAAUUUGGUAAUUGAUGGAAACUGCCUCAUGUCUCAGCUUUACAGAAAUAACAAUUGCAAUUGUUGCUUUGGUGGUGAUUAUGGAGAAUACGCUUAUUAUGUUAAUGAAUUUUUUGAUGAACUAUUAGAGUGCAAAAUUACUCCACUGAUUAUAUACGAUGGGGCAAUGGAAGAUAAAAAAUUAGAUACCAUUAUUAAGCGUUCUCAAAAUAGAAUUCUGAAUGCAUCGGCUUCAACACCUGCAAAUCAGUUACCAAUUUUGCCUGUGCUAACGAAAGAUACCUUCAAAUACAUUGCCAGAAAAAAAAAUAUCAAAUCUGUGCAGUCUACUUUUGAAGCUGAUGACCACAUUGCAUCUGUAGCAAAAAUUUUGAAUUGUCCUGUUUUAAGCUUUGACUCUGACUUUUUUAUUUAUGAUGUUAUGUAUAUCCCACUAAACACCUUUAAACCUGGAAUUUUUCCAAAUUCAGAAGGAGUUGGCUUUGUUAAAAAAUGUCAAAUAUUCAAAACUGAAUAUUUUUUGCAAAGUUUUUAUAGAAUGGAUAAAAAUGUAUUACCUUUGGCUGCAGCUCUUUUAGGAAAUGAUUACUUGAGUUCUUCUCUUUUUAACGAUUUCUUUUCAACUUUAAAAAUUUCAAGGAAAUUAAAAAAAAAGAAUUUUUUCAAGAAAAAUCACUCCCGAAUAGAAGCAUUGUUCAGAUGGAUGCAAACCCGCUCAUUAGAUAAUGCUAUAACAUCAGUCGUAAAUGAGUUAGACCCAGAGAAACGAAAGUCAGUAAUAGAAGUAAUUGAAGUGAUUGUUAAUGGUUUUUUAAAUCCUUCAUCAGAAAUGCUUGAACCUUUGGGGUAUUCACAGCAAGAAAUCGAUACUCUCAUGCAAAAUAUUUCAACUGAACAAUAUACAUUUGAAGAAGUUAAAGAUUUCAGAGAUAAAUCAGAAAAAGUCAAAGAUGAUGAAACAGAUUUAAGUUGUAGUGAAGAUGAAAAAGCAACAUUGCCAUCUGCAGAUUCUUUAAUUUUUAAGCCAGGAAGCGACAUAAAUAUAAAUGGAAAACUACCAUCAUGGUUCUUAAAAAAAUUUCAUACCACAAGAUUUCCUGCUUACUUUAUGGAUAUGAUAAAUCGCAGACUAAUUGUGGCAUCAGAACAGAUGGAAGAUUUUUCUCAGCCUAGUUGUGUCAACGUCAGUUUGAAAAUAAUAAGCAGUGUUUUCAGAUUAUUACAUAAUGGAAUAACUGAUUAUAAAUCCAUGAAAUAUAUCACAAGAGGCAGCAAACUUAAUGUAGAAACUUAUGAAUUAGACUGUGACAAGUAUAAAUUUCCUUUUGAUAUUCCAACUCUUGAAAAAUUAAAAGAUUUUCCAAUGUUAAAGAGAAAAGAAAUCUUGACAGGCACAUUAGGAGUUAAUGAUAAAUUGAUUACAGAAUUCCCACCAAUCUGGAGGCUUUAUAUAGCAACAAUCAAAUACUGGUUAGAUGAGGCUGAUGCAGUUUUCACAACAACAGCUCAUCUUUAUACUUUGGUAUUGCUAUUGAUUCAUCAUGUCAUCAAAAAAGUUAUUAAAGAUCAAUCAUACUUUGGUCUUGAAAGUGUAAAUGUCAAGAACAGUGAUCAAGUUGUAGACAAUAAACAGUUCACUAAUCAAGAUCUUGUCAGAGAUAUGCCAGUCAAAACUGCUCUGGAAAAAGUUACAAAACAAGAUUCCUUAGUGGCCCUAAAAUAUUUUCAAUUACAUAAACAAGUAAAAAAAGAAGAAGAAUUUAAAAUUGCUGUUGUUCAUUCAUUUUCCCUACUUCAAAGUUGUUUGAAACAAAGUAUAAAUUUGAAUGCAUUAUUGGGCAACCUUUAUCCAGAUGUAGAUAUUGCUGAAUUUUUCAGUGGCACAUUGGCCUAUAACUUGUUUAAUGACAUUGAACAAAAGAAACCUCGCUAUAAUUCUCAUAUUUCCAAAGUAUUCCAAGAUUCACCAAGUGUUUUACAGUUAUUUGUUUCUGUGUCGACAAAGAUGCAAUUCAUGGCUAAACAGAAAAAUCCAUCUAUUAGUUAAAUUUCAAUUUUUAUUUAUGAAACAGUAUUUGUUAUAAUAUCACUAUAAUUACAAACAUUGUUAAGUAUUAUAUUUACUUGUUAUCAGAAAUAUGAAUUGUUGCAGGUAAAAGACUGUCUAAAAAGUGAUACUACUGAUGUUUAUUUUGUAAGAGCAAAAUUGUACAACCUACUUUUUAUAAAGACAUAAAGAGAGUAAUAAACGAUUCUAUUUUGCUAAA
Nasonia vitripennis (jewel wasp) is the source of this 2573-nucleotide messenger RNA. Its product is annotated as protein asteroid. Gene Ontology annotation, molecular function: nuclease activity. The transcript has a single exon. The record is from RefSeq and is a predicted model, not a curated record. Lineage: Eukaryota; Metazoa; Arthropoda; Insecta; Hymenoptera; Pteromalidae. Bases 233 to 2353 code for a protein of 706 amino acids.